This is a messenger RNA of Aphanomyces invadans, 1620 nucleotides long. RefSeq lists its product as hypothetical. Lineage: Eukaryota; Oomycota; Saprolegniomycetes; Saprolegniales; Verrucalvaceae. The record is from RefSeq and is a predicted model, not a curated record. The transcript has 6 exons. Gene Ontology annotation, biological process: L-leucine catabolic process. The coding region runs from base 51 to 1316 and encodes 421 amino acids. Gene Ontology annotation, molecular function: 3-methylbutanoyl-CoA dehydrogenase activity; flavin adenine dinucleotide binding.
UUUCAACGCACCGUGAAAUUGUUCAUUUGGACUUCCGCCGACCGCCCAUCAUGCUGACGUCCCUCGCUCGCCGGUCGGCGGCGAUCGCCCGCCAUGCCCUGCCGGCGUCUUUGCGCGCCGCGUCGACCUCGGCGCCGUUGAACCUGUACGCGCCCACGGAAGAACACCACGCGCUGCGCGACAUGCUCCGUUCGUUCGUAGCGCAAAAGGUAGAGCCGCAAGCAAACGAGUUCAACCGCGCCGAGACGUUCAACGUCGACCUCUUCCGCGAGCUGGGCGAACUCGGGCUGUUGGGCAUCACCGUGCCGGAAAAGUACGGCGGGUCCGGCAUGGAUGCCGUCGCGGCCGUGAUCGCCCACGAAGAACUGAGCUCGUCCGACCCUGCGUUCUGCUUGUCGUUUCUUGCCCACUCGAUGUUGUUCGCCAACAACUUGGCCCAGAACGGAUCGGAGGCCCAAUGCGCCAAGUACUUGCCGGCUGCGUCGUCGGGAGAUGCGAUUUGUGGCAUGGCGAUGAGCGAGCCCGCCGUCGGCACGGACGUCCUCGGGAUGAAAACCACCGCCGUCAAGCACGGCAACGAGUACCUCUUGAAUGGCACCAAGAUGUGGAUCACAAAUGGCGCGAUCAACGACACAGACCUCGGCGACACGUUCCUCGUGUAUGCGCGCACCGGCACGACCGGCAACGCCCGUCAGGAUUUUUCCAGCUUCAUUGUCGAAAAAGGAUUUGACGGGUUCUCGCUCGGCCAACGGAUCAAGGACAAGUGCGGCAUGCGCGCGUCGAUGACGGCCGAAUUGGUGUUUGAAAACUGCCGCGUCCCCGCCGACAACUUGGUCGGGACGGAAGGUGCUGCCGUGCUGUGCAUGAUGCGCAACCUCGAAAUCGAACGCGUCACGCUGGCCGCCAUGAGCUUGGGCAUUGCUCGCCGAUCGAUCGAAGUCAUGAACGCGUACGCAAAGGAACGAUCGGCGUUUGGCAAGCCGCUCAACUACUUUGGCCAAGUCCAGCACAACAUUGCGUUGUCGUAUGCGCACUACAAGGCUGGCCGCGCCUACGUCUACGACACUGCGCGGUUGCUCAAGCUCGACACAGUCGGCAACCGCAUCGACACCGACGGCGUCAAGCUCUUUUGCGGCGACAUGGCCAAGCAAGUGGCCGACCGCGCGAUCCAAACCCUCGGCGGAUACGGCUACGUUGGCGAGUACAACGUCGAGCGGCUGUGGCGCGACUCAAAGUUGCUCGAAAUCGGCGGCGGGACCAACGAAUCGCACCACAAGAACAUGAGUCGCGAUCUGUUGCGGGUCGACCGCUUGUAAGGCACACCGACGGCAUGACCGACGUGCGCCUCGACGAAAAAUCGCACGACGCGUGGAAUUGGAAUCGAGAUGUUGCUACGACGAUAAGCAUCUCACAUCGCAUGCCAUUCGAUUGAGUCACCAAACAAAUCUGCCAUCCCAUCGCACUUGCCCCGGCGUGAAGAAUUGGCGAAAGCAACGAGCAUGCCGAUGUUGGUCCAAGUGGACGAGCUCGGGAGAUAAUACCUUGCGCGUGAUGCAAGUCGUAGGCAGCGUGCAUCGCAGUAGAGAGCACCAACGCGUUGCAGGGCUGCCUCUCACCCAC